Messenger RNA from Porites lobata, 7252 nucleotides. The record is from the annotation of a GenBank genome assembly. Lineage: Eukaryota; Metazoa; Cnidaria; Anthozoa; Scleractinia; Poritidae.
AUGGCUCACAAAAGUACUAAUUAUUAUCGAUCGAAGUCGUUAAAUGCCCAAUGGGAAGAUCUAAGCCGUUCAAUUGGUGGCGUUCUGCACGAACGCGAAGGUCCUGCCGUCAAGGCGGAAAGAUCUCAGAUUACAACUGCUCAUUGGGUGAAUGAUUUGGAAAGGGCACACUGUGCUGAAGCUGGCUGCCGAAAGAAGUUUUCUUUGACAGAAAGAAAGCAUCAUUGUCGAAGGUAAAGCUUAUUGGAUGCUUUUAAAAGGGCUUGGUGUGCGAUAUGCACAAGAGAAGUGGAGGCGACAUUGGUUUUGUCGCCUCCACUUCUCUUCUCUUGAUUAAAUCAGCAGUGCCGCCGAAACACAUAUCUCACAGGUGACCCAAGCAAUCAAAGUUGAAAACCGCUAGAGGCAGAAAUAUCUGGGAUUUAAUUCGAAAUAACAUCAAGAUUUCCGUUUUGGUUCAAUUUUAUCCUUGUUUCAAAUUUUAUUUUCUUUUGCUUCAAACUCAUUAUCAUGCAUGUUAUUAUCUGUCUAAUCAUAACUAUAACAAAAUUCUCAAAUCUGAUUGGUUCUCAACUGCCCUGAUUUCAGCCUUAAUAGGACAGUUUAAUAGGACAGUACGCGUCAUGCCUAAGUAAUUGACAGUACGGGCCAUCACGCGCGCGCUUAAAUGGCUUUUUUGUUUUCAUUGCCAGCGAAAAAAUCGUGGAAUUUCUUGUGUUUUGAUUUAAAAAGAGCCCUAUAUAUCACAAAUUUUGUUAAAGUUAUGAUUAAUUGGUAACAGAACUUCGUGUCGUCCAAUUCGGUCUGUAAUCAUACUCGUGAUUAAACAGAUCGGACUCCCGCAACGCGGUCGUCCGAUUUUGUUAAUCACUCGUAUGAUUACAGACCGAAUUGGACUCCACUCAGUCCUGUUACCAUUAACUGGUAUUUAUUGUGACAAGAUUCUAAAGUAACUUUACCUAACUGUUAAAAUUUGAUCCACAAGUGCCAGAACAGCACAAUAAUAAUCGCAAGGAAUAUUGGCUAUCAAAAACUUGAGUAUCUUUUUACACACAGGUUGGGGGAGGGGGGGUUGUUCUAAUUGCAUGAAUGAUUUUGUAGGUAUUAACCCUCAGCGUACAAGGGGGGUGGUGGUUGCCUCCCCCCUCCAUCUGAGGUUUCUCUGAGGUUUUUUCUUAGAUGAUGAAAUGUAAGCAGCUGACGUUUUCAGUAGCUGUUUGUUUAUCCUUGGCACGCAUUUUGAGAUGAGUUUUUUGAUGGUCAGUUACUAUGGUUAUGAGAUAUGACAUCAUAAGUAGCAGGUGGUCAAGCCAUUUUUGAGUGAAAAUGCAUGUUUUCUCAACUUCUUUCAACAACAAAAGUAAUGAUUCAAAGUACUUAUUUAUGUGUUAUUUUACAUGUCAAGCACAAAAAUUACCAUUUUUUGCAGUGGUAAAAUCCAAGUUGGCGACCAUUGGUGGUGAUGUCACGGGCCUCCAGCAUCGCCACCACCCAUAAAAUAUACCUCAUCUUGUUGAGCUGAUCAAACGCUUUCCACUGAAGGCAAAAUCGCUUCAAAAUACUGCUACAUAUCAAAACCUCUCGGGAGGGGCUCCAUCAACCCCCCCUUGUACCAUUGUGGGGGUAUGAAUGUGCACGUAUGUCAGAGAUUUAAAUCCGUAGAAAAUAAAUCAAUUGGAAAAGGCCUGGUUUUCUUUUUAAAAAAAUGAUGCCCUCGUUUUCAUGUACUAGAAGUAAGAAGCCUCGUCACUAGCUGUCAGUAUUUCGCUGUUUUAAAUUCCACUUGUUUACAUCAUUGUCCCUGUUUCAACCCAAUCUUUGCGUCAUUUUUUGACAUUUCAUCUGUCCCAUGCUCCUGUUUCAAGGCCGUGUUGCUUGUCAGAAUUUUGCUGCAACAGGAUCUUGCAAUAUCAUCGUAUCUUUGAUAUUAAUUUAAUUUUCUCACUCAAAGUUCAUUUUGAUUUCUUCUGUAUAAAUCAGAAAUAAUUAAACUAUAAUAACUAAAAACGUAUCAUCAAGUCCAUCUUUUUGACACCUUCCUUUCCUUUUUCUUUGUCUUUUUUCAGAUGCGGUGAAGUGUUUUGUGGCAAGUGUACACAGUACAGAAGACGCCUAUCAUUGUUGGCAACUCCAGAUCCUAAUGGGUUUGCUUACAGAGUGAGUGUCCUCAUACCUUCUAAAUCCCAUUUAGAAUUUAUGGAGAUAGAAAAACAUAACCUUGAAGCAGCUUCUUUAGCCUGCAGGGGCGUAGCGUGAGAUUUUGUAGGUGUAAUGCAUGCCGGGAAGGUGGCGCAACCUAGGGGGUAUUGAGGCAUGCUCCCCCCCAGAACAUUUUUAAAUUUAGGGUCUUGGAAAUGUGAUUCCAGUGUUUUCCACAGGAUAUUUUUAAUAAAUAAAAUUAAUACACAAGAAAAUGAGGUAAUUAAUUGUUUAUUUUACCCAUCUCUAGUGUCGUUGGUAAGGUAAUGUGUUUAAGGGGAAAAAAAGGCCGGUGGCUGCAUCAGAAUUAUGGAAUAAUAUUAGGAUAAAGGAAAUAAUAACACAAAGACACCAGUAUCGUGCAAAAAACGUACCAGUCAUCCCCAUUUAAUGAGAAAAAAUGCUUUUUCUGAAAAAAAAAGUAAAAUGAAGCUAAUUUCCAGGGUGUCUUUUUUGAGAACAUGUGUUAAAACUUUAAGUUAAAUCUUGUACUCAUACUGGUUCUCAUCCUCAAAUCCAAAGCUCUCUAAUGUCAUUUGAAGGACAAACGUCCUAUCCAUAGGGAAAUAAAACACUCCUGGUUUCAUGCUACAGUAACUGGGUUUUGCUCUGGCCAUCAGGGGCACCCAAUGACUGUUUUCCAUAAAAUGUCUGUUCGGAGAGGCAGAUGACGUUGCUUAGGAUUUUCUAUUUCUUGAGAACAGCUAAAGAUUUCAAAAUGACCCUUCCACUCAGGCAAUUUUUGAAGCUUAUCUAAUAAAUGCCGUACAAUCUAAGUUUAAUUUUUCACAUUUCACUCCCCAGGUUAGGUUAUUUUUCUGCUGGAAAAAGGAAACCUAAAAUUUGGGGGUUCAUGGAGAGAGGAAUCAGAAAAAUUCUCACUUUUGUAAUACGUUAAUUGCAUCAAAAAUUUUCAAGAAAAUAAAACUGACUAGUCCUUGAAAUUGUGAAGACACUCAAGUUCUCCUAAGAUGACCGAACAGGUACAAAAUUUAUAGCACUCUGCUUAGAAUGCAUUUAUAGAUAGCCAAAAGUACUCUGCAUAGCCUAAAAAGUUUUUUCAUUGUAUUUAGGAGGAAACCAUCGUUGGGUGCCCCCGUGCCAUGCUGGCCUCGUUUGCUUGUAUGUGUGUUUAAUUUCUUUGUUGUUAAUCACUGGCUUCUACUGUUUCAAGGUAUGCAAGAAAUGUUUUGACAAGGGACCUCAAGGUACUGGAGCAUGGCGGUCUUUUACAAAAGACUUCAUAAUGCGUCGAGAAAACUUCAAGAAAAGAGUUAACAAUAAUGGACAAAAUGUUGUACCAAAGCAACCAACAAGUGUUUUGGAAGAAGAAAUGCAAAGGCUGGUAAAUGGCUACAAGAAGCAUGUUGGUUCAUCUAAGAUCAAGUCUUUCAUGACAGAAGCCUUCAGUUUAGUGAAGAUUCCUGACUGGCAAAAGUCGAAGCACUGGAUGGUGAGAAUUAGAAUAGCUUUAUGUAACAGGUACUUUGAAAGAUAUGGGUACAAAAAAGAAUGGUGCACAUUAGGGAGACAGACAAAGGGAGAUGGAGGGCCUUGGACAGGUGCUCUCUCUCCUCGCAAGCCUCCAUCAUUACUUACCCUGUUCUUUCUUGGUAUAUUACUUCCAAGUACCUGCUCUGAAGGUUUCAGAAAUGGAAAGACCUACUCAACAUAUGGUAACUUGUGGAAGAAAAAUUUUUCAUAAUGAAGAGUUGCACGGAAUGAUGCCUUAAGUGACUACUUAUUUAAUGUGGAAUGGCAAAUUGGAGGGAGAAUCUAGCUGUUCACAGUUGCAGAUAAAGAGGAAUUCCCCUAAAUGCAUGUUAUGUAUGCAGAGAUUUUUAUACUAAAUUAACAACUUUUGGACUUGAAAACUGCAUUUUUGCCACUGAAGGAUCAUCAAUUUUAUAAGGAUCUACUCACUUGAAGUUUACUCGAAAAUCAUGUAUUAGGACCAGGAAAAGUGGAAGCAACUAGCGUCCAUGGUGUGAAUAAGUUGGGACCCCUUAAAUAAAACAUUCUAGGACCUCUUCAAUAUUAAGGAGCUCAGUAUAAAAUAGUCUAUGUGAUUCAGAGCUAAUAGUUGGUUUUGUUUUGUUUUGUUUUUUUUCCUUUCUUCUUUUGCAGCAAAACUCUUCAACAAAUGUUUGUACUUUGUGUGAGAAAACGUUCUCAGUAACUGAGACAAAGUGUCACUGCAAGUGAGUAACAGUCUUGUAAGAAUGUCAAAAUGAUAUCUUUAGUUUAUUUUAGAACAUUAAUAUUUUAGCCAUGGCCUUUUUGUUAAGUUACGUGUCUUUGUAUUUCAUAUCGACUUCACCAUAGAAUGGUGGAGUGGAAUGGCCCUUGAAAUUUCAAAUGAGAAUUCUGAGAAGAAAUUUUACCAUUUAGGGUGGAUUUCCACUGUUCCGUGUGGAGGCGUGUGUCACCGAGCGGUUAACACCUCGAACUCUGGAUCUGGAGGUCCGGGGUUCAAGCCUCGCCCGUCGUGUUGUUUCCUUACACAAGAAACUUUACUCCACUUUGUCUCUCUUUACCCCGGUGUAUAAAUGGGUACCGGCGACAUAUUGCUGGUGGGGAGUGGGAGCAAUACUCCUAGGCAUGCUUUAUGCUAAGGAAACCGGGAUACGCUGCGACCGUUUGGGCCUUUGGCUCGUGUGCGCUUUUUUUACCUCCACCGUCGCGUUUCAUUUUUACGUAAAAAUGCGUAAAAAUGCGUAAAAUGUACGUAGGUAAAUAAAGUAGAGGUAGUGUAUAAAAAGGUCGCGCGUAAACGUUCAACUUCAACGUUACGCGCGACCCUUCAUACAUUGCCUGGAAAUCCACCUCAGGGUAUAUGAAAAUAAUCUUUUUAGUUCCAAUUAACCAGGAGAUUAAAAAGAAGAUAAACCUUGUAAAUGAGCGAUAAAUAUGAACCAUGAAAUAAUUAGUAUUUCAUUUAACCCUUUAGUCCCAAUGGUGACCAACAUCAAUAUUCUCCUAACAAUAUCCAUGCAUUGUUAAGAGAUUAGGUUAUGAGAAUUGAUAAUAUGAUCACGCUAGAGAAAAUACCUUGAUCUUUUAUCAAAUUCUCUUAACUCAUUCUUUAAGAAAAUGUAUGGAGACCUGUUUGGAGAAUUUGUAUAUGGAUAUUGGGACAACAUUUUUGAACUUACUAAGAAGUCAAUUGGCAGCGAUGAUGAAAGAUAGUACAAUAAAAAAUAAAAAAUUAAGGAAAGAGAAAACAUAGAGUAGGCCAAAGACCAAAAUUAUUUGAAACCAAGUGAUGCUAAAAUGUGGAGAUCCCUGAGCCGUCUUUCUUGAAAAAGAUCGAAAAAGGGCCCUGUAUGAUUUAAGAAUGGGGCCCUCUAUGACGUUGACGUCCUGGACGUCGAAAAUGGCAACCGGAAGUUAAUAUUUUCUCUCUAUCAAUGCUCUGACUCGUCAAAUUCGUACAGCGGGUGUGAAAACAAAGGCAUUCAGGUUCGUUUUGUGAGACAGAAGCGUUCCAUCAAGCGAAACAUCGAACUUCCGGUUGUUAUUCAUGACGUUCGGGACGUCAACGUUCUCGUUGCUUAAGCUCGCUAAUUCCUAGAGUAAACCCUGGAUCUGGUUUCUGUUCAAGGUUAUGCGCUAGCCACAAGUAAAUUAACGGACUAAAAGGGCGGCCGUGGUCACUUGAUAGAGAUUAGACUACGAGCAGUCUCUUUUUUCUUAGUCCGUUGAGCGAAACGCGCGAGACACGAAAAUGACUAUGCGCGUGAUGGGCUACCGCCCUCGUUUCUCGCGUCUCGCGGCUUCCCCGCUCGGACGUUCCCCGCUCUGUUCCAGGUUCCGAGAUAGUCGGGUGCGCGAAAUUGAAAAAGCGGGAACACUUUUUUUCCCAGAUCAAGCGCUUAUAUUUUCGCUUGCCUUACACAUCCCUACAAUCUGAGAGCCUGGAAUAAGCUAGACGCACUUUCAAAGUUGUUGUUUUGCCAAUCUAAACCUAUUGCUUUUUCUCAGCACUCUCUUCCUUUUAAUUUAACCUUCUCCUUUCUACAGGGUUUGCGGUUCUAUAAUCUGCUCAUCAUGUUCAUCGGAAACACUCAUUCUAUACCCCGCUGGACAAUCCAAUACCGUAAGUUGGGCUCUCAUCAACAUCAUCGGUUCCCCGGAUGAGGAACCAACCGGGUGUUUUUACUUGCGAAUUUGCAACGCUUGUCACGACAAGGCAGCGGUAUUACAGGCAAAUACCGUCACUGACGGAGCGCCUGUGACGUCCAUACUGGACGACAUCGCUAAUAUUCAUCAGACUCUUAUCAAGAUUCAGAUUAAAAUUAAUGAUAUGCUUCCUAAGUAUGAGACUCUUGUGGAUGCGGUAGAGGCUAAAACAGAUUUAAAGGGGCUCAUUCCCGUUCAGCAGAGUGCUACGCAGACAAUGGCUAAGUAUCAUUUGGAUUUGUCAGAUCUCUUCACGCAGUACGCUGUUGACAUGCAGGGCAUAAAACGUCUCAAGCCGCAAACGAACACCCAGAUAAAACUUGCUAAAAAUUUAGCGAGCGGUAUGUUUAACUUCUACGGUGAUAAUUUCCCGCUGUUUAGAGAUUGCAAAAGGCGCGUGGUAGAAAUUCUUCCGCAAGAAAUACUGGAGAAAGUUCAAGUGAUCGUCGAUCAAAACGCCAUCAACAACGCCUACAUUUACACCAAACAGCUUGGGCUCGAGGCUUUGCUGUUGGCUGAUAAACACAAAUUUGAUAAUCAAAUUGCCACUUUGCUGGCCAACUGUGAGAACGUCUGUCUCGAGGAUUUGAAAUCGCAGAUCAGGGAGAGUCAAGAGGACUGGGAUCACCAUGAAAAAACUCUGCAAGAGUUGCUUCACGUUAACAUUAAAGACCAUCGCUUGGUUGUUCCCUCUAGAAAAUCGACGCAUGCGCAAGGUGCGGUUUACGUACAGGCUUUUUUGUUUGAUCGCUGUUGUCUUUUACUAGCAAAAACACUUUUUCAGUUGAGUGCUAAGACAACUGAGAAAAAGUUCUCGGCUUCUAAAGAAGCGUUGCAGAAUUUGAGCAUACAACUGUCGACCUUAAGAUAA